CCCACACGCACACACCGGUUUCUCUCCUUAGAUAUGACUUUUUGUUUUGUUAUCUGCUCCAAUUUUUCCUGACACCAAAGUUUGAUUUUUUUAUGAUCCCCAUUUGAAUUACAACGUAGACGUUGGCUCACUCCAAUUAUAUCUGUCCAAACGAACACAAACAUUGUUUGUUAAAAUCUGUAUACAUCAGAAAUUACCUGUCCUUCAAGACGGUAAGUUAUAAUUACUCUGGCAAGUUAAGUUCUAGUUUGAACAAGUUUCUAUUUUGGAUGACCAAUCGAUCUGUUUCCACACAGGCCCCGCGAACAUAGCGACGGAGCAACUUAACACCAACGGUGAUAUUUCAAAAGAGAGAAUGCAAUAUUCAUUCCGCCACCACGUGACGAGGUUUUUCUCUCUCAAUGCCAAGAGAGAUGUGAAUAUUUUCUUUCACGCGCAAGUGUUUUUAUUUCAGAGAUGUAUCAAAUAUUUAGUAGAGCCACUUUUGUCUAACAAACAGCAGAAAUGUGUAGGGGAGAGAACAACGACUUAGGGGCUGGAGAGAUCGAAUUACUUUGGUUCUUACUUUAUGUAAUAGGAUAGUGUUAUUUUGAGCAGAAUUAGCUCAAGACCUGUUCAGUGUUGUGUACAUACGCUGGCGUUUACAUAGGAUUGACACCGUUUAGGAUUUUUUGUUUCUUAAUAUUUAGUGUCUAUGUGUUUGUUUCGUUUAAACUGCUAUAUAAGGUAAACUGAUUUAUUUCAAUAUUGUAAGUUAUAUAUUUGGUGUGGAAUGUGAAUUAUAAUGAAAGAUAAAGUAUCUAUUGUUUCUCGUUGUUCGAUUUGCGUUUACCAUGCCUAUAGAAAUCAAAGCGAAGGGAAUUCUGAUCAGGCACGUUGUAAAGAUGUCUGCGCUACGCACUGCUGGCACCAGGUCACGGCUCUCUUGCUUCCUCUACAUCUUGCUAAUCGUCUUCAGAACUCCAACAGACGCACAGCAAAUCUCCCUGCAUUCUGAAGGCGCCAGCUUCCCAGACUCGGUGUAUCAAAAGUGGAGCGAGUCUUACAGAACGUAUCGAAGCCCCAAGAAAGACGUCGUACUGAGUUACAAGGCUACCUCAAGCAGCCUGGGCCUCAAUCUUAUCGUCAAUGCGCCACAGAAGGCUAAUUUUGUGGGCUCCGACAAUCCACUCAGCGGCAAGUUUGCAGAUAAGGAUUUAGAUUUACUGAUAUUUCCUACAGUUGCAGGAGGUAUAGUCAUUGCCUACAAUCUACCAAGUUGUCAAAAGACCGCUGGUCAAACACUUAACCUGACCAGAGAACACGUGGUUGGAAUUUUUAAUGGCACAUUUGUCAAGUGGAAUGACCCAUCCAUACAGAUGGUCAACUCUAUGUGCAAUUUGCCCAACGCCUCAAUCAUUGUUAUCGCACGACGUGUUAGCUCCGGCACCACUAAAACCUUUACCUCCGCCCUGUCGGCGUUUGACGUAGCGUGGAAUAAUCAGAAAGGAUCUUUCUCUGAAGGUACUAAAGAAGGAACAGAUAUACCUGUCUACUGGUAUCCAGAUGUGAUUCGCUAUUACGGCUCAACCAACCGUGACAUCGGAAGUCUAGUUCGAUCUCUGUUCUACUCAUUGAGCUAUCUCUCUGUGGGGGAGGCGGAGAGUGACAACAUCAGCUACGCCGCCAUCGGAAACAUAAACGACGAGUUCAUCUUACCUUCUAUGGCCUCGUUGCAGGGUGCCAUGAUUUACAAAGAGAACGACACGUCACUAACUCCAUACCUGGUAGACCCUAAAACACCUGGCGCCUACCCGGUGUCGAGCUAUACGUACCUGGUAUUCUAUAGGACCUACAAAACUGAUUGUGCCACUGUGAUGGAAAUGGUCAGAUUCUUCAUGUGGCUAACUUCAGACCCCCAGGCACAGAAAGACGCUGACCACUUCGGAUUCUCUACUCUUAGUGACCGGAUGAAGCAGCGUGUCCACGAUGAGGUCCUGAAGAAAGUGACCUGUAAUGGAGAACUGGUCAUCGACAUGAUCGAAGCUGAUAGCGAGGAGACAGUGGAUACACCCGCCUGGGUGAUACCAGUGUCUAUUACAGUUUCAGUAUGUCUCUUGUUAUUUGCUGCCAUGGCUGCAUACAUCAUGUAUCAAAGGUUCAAACUGAAUUCUGUCAACCACAGACAUGACUGGAACAUCCCCAUAGAAGACAUUGUCUUCUUCUACGAUGAGAAGAUGCAGUUGACGUCAGUUAGUGGAAGAUCAAAGUUUUUACGCCAAAAGUCCGUCAAGUCUUUCAUGUCUAUUGGCCAAAUCUCUGAGGGCCCAGAACUUUUGUCUCAAAUUCUGCAGUGGCCAGGGAAAUGGAGGGGUAAUACGAUUGGAAUACGACUUCUGGACGUACUGGACAUACGGAAAGUGACUCGCGAUGUGGAGAACACCAUGCUCUGGAUGAGAGACUCCCUCAUCAAUAUCAAUGUUGUCAGGUUCUACGGACUCACGGAACUUGACGGCGCCAGGUACGUCAUUGGAGACUAUUGCAGCAAAGGAACCAUCUUGGACGUCCUACAGAAUGGUAAAUACAAUUUGUCCGAAGACCUCAAAAUGGCUGUGGCUGUCGAGAUUUCGUCUGGAAUGUCAUUUUUGCACAUGCAUGGCAUUGUCCACGGGAUGCUGACCUCACACUGCUGCAUGCUGGACAAUAAAUGGACAGUUAAGAUUGCUGAUUGGGAAUACUGCAAGCUGUUCUUCUCCUACAAGAGUAAGAUGAAUCCUCUGUUGGCCUUCAGAACCAAAUCUAUUUUAACACAGGACAAAGACGACGCGACACUCAAAUCUUUCUGGACAGCGCCUGAAAUUUUAAGGUCAGAGUUCACCGAAUGGCCCUCCCAAUCCAGUGAUGUCUAUAGUUACGCCAUCAUAUUACAUGAAGUGUUUACCAGAGACGAGCCGUACAUAGAACUGGCCAAUGAUAUGAGUCCAGAGCAAAUCCUUCAAGCAGUAGUGCAAAAUCGUCUCCGGCCUGAACCGAAUUCCGACAUCCCGAUGUCCAUACGACAGAUCAUGGAGAUGGCCUGGUCAGAUGUGCCUUCCUCUCGACCAAGUUUUGAGCAGAUGAACAAAAUGUUACGCCGCUAUCAAAGGGGAGGUAAAACUAUUAUGGACAACAUGAUGGAGACCAUGGAAGACUAUACCAAUCAGUUGGAGGAGGAAAUGCAAACCAAGGAAUCAACUCUUCAAUCUGUCAAACUAGACCUGGACACUCUCAUGUCCGAGCUAGUACCUGUAGACUAUAUGGAAGCCCUGAGAGUUGGGGAGGCCAUUGAAUCAAGGAUCUACCCAGCUCUGGGUAUCAUCAUGCUGGACAUUGAAAGAGAGGGAGACUCGGUGGACAGCGGUCACUUCAAUGAAGUUUUUAACUUCCUGGACAAAGUUCGGAGUGAAAUAAAAUCAGUUGCUGCCAGGUACAACGCCUAUUCUCCCCCCUGUCCCUAUGGUCAAGCUCAUCUCCUGUUGAUAGGUAUCGGCCAGGAACAAGUCAUCUUAUACGACAGGUGUGUGGAGGUCUCUCGCAUUGCACUGAAUCUCUUGAAGGCAAUGUCUGCCUUAGAGGGAUGUGCUUCAAGAAGCAUUCGUAUCAGCGCCCACGUUGGCACAGUGGCGGUGGGGAGCAGCACUCACACUUCCCCGCACUUUUUCUUGAGAGGCAGCGGUCUAGAUGUGAGUCGGUCCUUGCUGACCUCUGCACGACCGGACACAGUCUACGUCUCCAAGUGCCUGUUCAGCCAGAUCGAGAAAACGCCCGAGUUUCUCUUCACCGGAAGAGACGCCGAGUGGAUUACGUGUAACGACACAGACAUCGAAGCUUUUAUACUGGUUGGGAAUAGAGCUGACCCCAAUCCUGCACCAUCUGUCUCGCUGGACUCUGGUCUUGGUGGAGAGUCACGAGACAAGAAUCAUUCAACUACUAAAGCAGAAACGUCAAAAGUCCAAGCUUUGAAUGGGCAGUGUACAGAAGAGCUUAACUCUAAGGGCAGGCUACAACGUAAUAAACUGAAGUGCGAGUUACGGCGGCGGGAUGUAGACAUUUCUGCUGACAAGAGUGUUCCUCAGACAACGGGAAGCCAAGCUGCUGACAUGCCAAUAUGUGGCACCAGUCACUUGGUUAAAUCUCCAGAAAACAAAUUAGAUCUUAAAGUUGAUUUACCUCCAUCGACAGUGACGAUAGCACACAGCGCUAUAUGCGAAAAUCCUGUCGACGACGCAGCAAUGAGAUCUGAACAUUUACAAACUUUCAGAAAAUCUUCACAUCUUGAGGCGAAAGGCAAACAAAAUUCAGAUUCCGUGACUAAUUUCUUAAAGGCAUCUAAACGAGCGUACACAGGCAGCACUGCUGAGGUGGAUGUGGAUCUGCACGAACCACCCACAACAACUUUCUACAUUGCCCAGGAACUACCUCAAUCUUCCAAAGAAAAACUCGACAUUAGAUUCCCCGCGCACCUCGAAGCCUAUGACUCAACGGAAUGGGUCGAAAAAUACGACUCAUGUAACAGUUGUGCACAUGAAAAAACUGACCACCACAAUGUGGCAGGACCUAUCUCUACAAUAAAUCUUCGCAGCUUGAUACCGGAAAGUGAUCCGCUUCAUCAAACUAAUGACAGAGUCGACCAAUCUGACUGUAUAGACGAAACGUUGCAGAGUUCUAAUCUCAAAGCUAAAACAAAGAAAUCAAAGUUACGUUCCUCGGAGAAACCAAUGGAUAUAAUCGAAGACUUGAAUGAAUUACAACAAACUGAAAGAACAAAGUCAAAGAAACAUUUUAGACAUCGUAAAGUCCUACCUUUGUAGCAUUGAAAACUUAUGUUACAGCUAGUAUGUUUUAUGUACACUCAACCUUGCUAAAUAUGUACAUAAUAAAUAACCAUGUUAUAAAGAGUCUUAACCUUUUACUUAUGUCCUAUUUCAAAUAAAAAUAACUUUUAGCAGCUCUAGUUAUAAGACUCUUUGCUGACAAUUUGCUGUACAAUAUACUAAGAAGAAAACAAGGUUGCAAAGACAGUUUGUGUGGAAACACAAACUCAAAAUGGGCCCCCUAAGUGGUCCACCUAGAGUCUACACUAGGAUUCGAACACGGGACUUCCGGUUCCAAGUGCUUUACCCCUCAGCCACAGCAUCUCCAAAUAUUCAUUUAGCGUACACUUAUAUUUUUUAAAAUAAUAAUUAUUAACCUUAUCCAUACAUUGAAAAUUAAUAACAUGCUACAUGUCAUAGAGAAAUAUAAAAAAAAAAAAAGAUUUAUUCUUCUAACAAAAUUAGAUAAAUUGGGAAUAUGAAAAAAUUCUUGACCUACUUUAGCUAGUGAGCCCAUUUUUGCAAAACUACUUUUAUUUUCGUGGCGAAAGAGAAAAACUUGAAAGGAUCAUUAGCUAAGUUUAACAUACAUCUAAAAUCUAAAUCCAAUUUACUACAUAAGUAGAAACAAACUAAGGCCCGCAGGCCGUGGGUAAUGUCCGGCUAAUUAUAAAUAUAUCUAGAUCUGGGCUCUAUCUAGUCUUAUUUAGACUGUCAAGUGUAGGCCCCUAUAAUUAAUGAGGAUAUGUCAUUAUUUUUUAAAGUUAUAACUAAAACGAAGUUCGUAUCAAAAUUCUGUUUUUAAAAACAACAUUUGAAUCAGUAUUCUAUUGAAUGAGUUCGUUUAUAAAUGAAAAUUUUUUUUUAUAAUGAUCUAUUGACACUUUUACCAUUGUGACCUCUGAUGCAAAUUGUAUGUGCCAAUGCGUGAAUCUAUGAAUGAAGCUUGAGUUAUUAAGAAGUCCAUAAAAAGCUACCUCCCCUGAAGCUUUUCAUUGAAAAGUGGUGUAAUUUUUUGAAAAAUCUACUUGUAUAUAUAAUUUUUUAAAUUAAAGGGUUCACUUUCGGAAAAGAAAAAAUAGCCGUUGCAUCAGAACUUUGAAUGAUCUAAAAUAUCAUGAUGAUAUCCGAUUCUCAUUUUCUCUUCUAGUUUCUAAACGGGACAGGCAACACAAAACUAAUAGCGUCUUUUCCCCUUUCGGGGCCGCUAAAUAUCACAUUGGUAAAAGCUAGUUUCGACAAUUCAUAUUUUCUUAUAUUCAUAUUUAUUAUUUUAAAAUUGUAGCCAAUGUAGAUUAAUUAAAAAUUGAUUUGUAAAUAUUAAAGUUACACAUUUCUUUUAUCAAAUAUUUUCUCGUUUUUAUAUUUUUCUAUGCCUUAGACGAGAAUAAAAAAGGUGGCCAGAUUGGGUGUCACUAUGCUUUACUUUAUGCAUUUCGUACUCUGCUUAAAAUAUUUGAUAUGCAAAAUUGUUGAAUGUCAUUAUUUAUCUAUUUACAUAUCACAUUUUUAUCAUUUGUCAUUAUAAAGCACUUUGCAUUUUAUCUACUAUUAA
Molecule: messenger RNA, 6387 nt
Organism: Biomphalaria glabrata
Lineage: Eukaryota; Metazoa; Mollusca; Gastropoda; Planorbidae
Exons: 20
Coding region: 834-4829 (1331 amino acids)
Biological process (GO): protein phosphorylation
Molecular function (GO): ATP binding; protein kinase activity
Source: RefSeq, a predicted model, not a curated record